AAAGACGACCAUUUUGAGCAAAACAUCGUAAAACUAAGAGAAAUUUUCAAAAUGGGACAAGAUUACUACGAAAUACUGGGUAUUACAAAGAGCGCUUCGGAUGCAGACAUCAAAAAAGCAUUUCGAAAACUGUCGCUCAAAUACCAUCCAGACAAGAACCAAGAUGUUGGAUCUGAAGUGAAGUUCAAGCAUGUUGCUGAAGCAUACGACGUACUCAGUGAUCCAAAGACAAGAGCAGUCUAUAAUCAGUUUGGUGAAGAAGGGCUCAAAGGAGGAGUUCCUGAUAAAGAUGGCUGGACUCCAGGUUACACUUUCCAUGGCGAUGCAAACAGAGUUUUCAAGGAGUUCUUUGGUGGUGAUAACCCAUUUGCAGAGCUGUUUGAUUCAUAYGACCCUGAUAUUGGGUUUGGCGGUAUUCAUGGCAGGGGAAGAAGAAAGCAAGACCCACCSAUUGAAAGAGAACUUUAUCUUACUCUAGAAGAAGUUUWCAAAGGAUGUGUCAAGAAAAUGAAGAUUUCUAGAAGGGUAAUGAAUGAAGAUGGCCAUACAUCAAAUAUUAGAGAUAAGAUUCUCACCAUUCAUGCCGACAUUGUGUUCAUAGUAAAAGACAAACCACAUCCAAUAUUCAAACGUGACGAUGAUAACCUUAUUUAUACUGCCACAGUUCCACUAGGACAGGCAUUAACAGGUUGUGUGGUAGAUGUACCAACACUGGACGGCAGACUGAUCAGCAUUCCCAUCAAYGACAUUGUCAAGCCAGGAUACCAGAAAGUUGUGACAGAAGAAGGCAUGCCGUUAUCCAAGACGCCACAACAGAAGGGAGACCUUAUAAUACAGUUUGAUAUUCGAUAYCCUGACCAUCUUAGUCCAGAACAAAAACGAUUAUUAAAAGAAGCCUUACUGUAAUCUUUUCUUAUGAAAAUUUGAAAUUAGAAGUCUGUACAGAUUAAUUUUUACACUUGAACAUUGUAUAUAUAAUAUUGUGAAUGUUGAGAUUGUGUUAAUUGAUGGUAAUAAAAUGUCCUGAUUCAA
Messenger RNA from Exaiptasia diaphana, 1032 nucleotides. Its product is annotated as dnaJ homolog subfamily B member 13. The record is from RefSeq and is a predicted model, not a curated record. Gene Ontology annotation, molecular function: protein-folding chaperone binding. Lineage: Eukaryota; Metazoa; Cnidaria; Anthozoa; Actiniaria; Aiptasiidae. Gene Ontology annotation, cellular component: cytosol.